AUGAAUUUUCUUCAUUGUAUAUUCAUAUUAUUAUUUCCAGUUAUUUUUUCAUAUCCUCAUUGGUAUUCAAGUGAUCUUAAUAGAUUGUUUAAUAUGUAUAGGAAACAACAAGAAAAAAAUUAUGAUCAAACAAAUCAAAAAUUUGGUUCUCCUCGAGAAUAUAUAUUUCGUCCUAUAUCAUCAUAUUAUGAACAAAAACCAUUACAAAAUCCACGGUGUCUUCCACAAGUAUGGACUUGUGGUGCAAAUUUACCUCCAUGUUGUCCUGGUCUUAUGUGUUAUGAUGGUAAUGCAAAACGUGGUCGAUUUUGUGUUGCUAGAGGAUAA
Messenger RNA from Rotaria sordida, 327 nucleotides. The record is from the annotation of a GenBank genome assembly. Lineage: Eukaryota; Metazoa; Rotifera; Eurotatoria; Philodinida; Philodinidae.